UAAAUGCGAUACAUUUUGAUUGAGACAAAUUGCGAACAACAGCACUUUGCAGGGCUGCGCAAUUACUUUUAUCAAACUUCCAUACGUUCUACCUUCGACGAAAAGCAAGAAAAUAUUAGUGAAAUUAGAAAAAGCAUUGCGAAAAGUGUUCAAAAAUGCAAUAAUUCCAUUUCAAUUGACAAUCCUGCACUUACUGAUAAAUUCUUUUCAAUUCCAUUCAACCAGUGAUCAGCCUCUAUAGUUGAAGACCACAUUUAGACAUACCUGUGAAAAAUAUUUUCUUGUUUUUCCUUUACUCACCCGAUAAGAGCAAGUGAGUGUGGGGGUUCUACUCGCUAUGGUGGGAGGGAGACAAAAAAAAGAACUUUAUAGAAGUGCCUCAAUUCAGUAUGGAAAAAUUUCUCUGAAGGAGAACUAGAAUUUUCCCCAUUUCCACUCUUGUGCCGGUGUUGGCGCUAUGCAUAGGCAUUUUUUGUCCUGCACUCGCUAUCAAUCGUGGUGCAGCUUUUAAAAAGGCCCUCGUCCAGGCCGUGCAACAGUCACUUAGUGCCAUUGAGUGUGGAUUUAUGCACUUUUGCAGUGCGGAAAAUGUGGCAAAUUGUGCUGCCUCUAAUUCUGCUGUGUUCCUUCUGUAAAGGAGAGCCUGAUAACAGCACUCUAACUGACUUGGAGUACAUUAAGCUGAUUGAUCCCAGUUAUGGUGUAACGUGGAUGUUCUUACCGGAUGGCAAUGACACCAUGCAGAUAGCUUACCUCAGUGAGGAGCCACGCAAUGCAUCGAGAGCGAACUACUUUGACGUGAAGGACAAAAUAUCCUUUCAACUCUACAACAGGAAAUACCAGAAGGAUGGCGUGAGAAUUCGCAUGACCAGGAGUCUGAGAAGUGCCAGGAAGCGUGAAACGAGGUCGAAUGUGUUUGAUCCUCAACUUGAGACGAAAUUCCUUAUUCAUGGGUGGCAAUCUAGCAAACACACUGACACAAUUCAGUCCAUCAAAGACAAUUACCUGAAGGUCGACGAUAUGAACGUUAUCGCGGUGGACUGGAGUGAAUUGGCCGCGAAUAUUUUCUACUUCACGCCCGUCGUCCAGACGCGCGAGGUGGGCGAGACUAUUGCCGAAAUGAUCAACCACUUGGUCGAGACGAGAAACGCCAGCUUGUCGCGCGUACACAUCGUUGGACACAGCUUAGGAGCGCACUGUGCCGGAUUCGCGGGCAGAAAGCUGGGCGGACGAGUGGGAAGGAUAUCAGGACUCGAUCCUGCCAAUCCAGGCUUCGAAGGAACGCCGCCCAGCGAGCGACUCGAUCCCACUGAUGCUCAGUUCGUGGACGUGAUCCACACUUCAGCCGGAACGGCGGGAAUCUCCAUGAGAUGCGGUCACAUUGAUUUCUACCCAAACGGAGGAGCUCGACAGCCAAAUUGCAACUUAUUCCCAAUAGAUCUCCUUGAGGCCUGCAGUCAUGGGCGAUCUCAUCAGUACUUUGCCGAGUCGAUCUUCUCAGAUCAAUUCAUAAGUUAUCCAUGCCGAUCGUGGGCCGGCUACAAAGCCAAUCGCUGUGGCAAGAAACUAGAAUCCAUGGGAGAGCCUCUGUCGAGGAAAGCCCGAGGAGUCUACUACCUGGAGACAAACGGAUCGAAGCCCUAUGCCAAAGGAAAGACACGAUAUCGAAACAAUCUCGCUCCUGCUGAAGAAACUGACGAUGUUAUCCACAUAAAUAAGGUGGUAAAGCUCUUCUUCUAUCGGAAGAAUCACGUAAAGACCAACAAUACGGCAUCUUUUGUGCCAAAUGGAAUAGCAAUGGUUCAGAUGAGACACUCCAGUUCCAGCAAUUCAAGGAAGCUUUUCUCGCCACAGCCGAUGAGAAUAUAUUCAGUGAGAAAGUUAUCGUUAAAUCCAGACGCUGUCUCAAUUCUCCAUUUCUUUGCAGUCGUCGACUGGUCGCUGAUCUCUGAGGACAUCAACUACAUGCGAGUGGCGAAUCUCACGAAUUCCGUGGGAAUGUACGUGGCGGAAAAGAUAAAGGAACUUGUGCGGGAAGCCGAUGCCAAUGUCUCUCGAUUUCAUAUUAUUGGACAUAGUUUGGGAGCUCACAUUGCUGGAUUUGCUGGAGCACAAAUUAAAUCCCCUCAAGUGAGUAGAAUCACUGGCUUAGAUCCAGCUCUGCCCAACUUCCAGCGCUUCCGCGAUCCAGAUCUCCGCCUGGAUGCGUCAGAUGCGGCUUUUGUGGACAUUAUUCACACCUCCGGAGGAACUCUGCGGAGUUACGCUCCCAUUGGCAUGGCAGACUUCUACGUGAACGGAGGAACUCCUCCUCAACCAGGUUGCGGCGGAAUUUCAGAGUUGGCAACAAUUUGCAGCCAUGGCAGAGCAGUUGAGUAUUUCCUAGAGUCAAUAGAUUCUCACCACGGGUUCUGGGGAAUGGAGUGUGAGUCUUGGUCAUCCUACAAGAGUGGCGAUUGCAGAGGUACUUUUGCGAAGAUGGGAGCAUCAAUAGAUCCCACCACGAGGGGCAUCUUCUAUCUGGGCACGAACUACAAAAGCCCCUUUGCGAUGGGCAGGAAAAUCUUCUUUGAAAAUGAACCUUUCUGGCGUUCAACGCUCAACACAAUCAUUCAUCAAACGUCAUCUUAA
Phlebotomus argentipes is the source of this 2631-nucleotide messenger RNA. RefSeq lists its product as uncharacterized. The record is from RefSeq and is a predicted model, not a curated record. Lineage: Eukaryota; Metazoa; Arthropoda; Insecta; Diptera; Psychodidae. The coding region runs from base 589 to 2631 and encodes 680 amino acids. The transcript has 7 exons. Gene Ontology annotation, biological process: lipid metabolic process. Gene Ontology annotation, molecular function: lipase activity.